AUGACAGACACUUAUAUCAAAUCAAGUCGUUCAACAACACACAUCACACUUGUGGGCCUUCAAUGUCAUAAUACUGGUAGCUGCAUUUAAUUUCGCGUAUAUAUAUACACGCAAUUUAGCUAGAAUCUACAGGUACAAAAAAGGAAACUUCGCAAUAGUAACAGUUUUUUUAUCAAGAGGAAAAAAAAAGGUCGAUUGAGAAUGGAAACAGUACUGAACGUGAAUGCAAGUACAAGAGUUGCAAAUGAUGUUGUCACAGAAACUGAACUCAACAAAAUUCGUCUUGUGAGAGCAUUUGUUGAAACACAAGAUCCAUCUUCUAAGGAAGAAGAUGAUUUGAUGAUUAGAAGGUUUCUUCGUGCUCGUGAUUUAGACGUGGGAAAAGCUUCAGCAAUGUUCCUCAAGUACUUGAAAUGGAGACAUUCAUUUGUUCCAAAUGGUCCCAUAUCUCUAUCACAGGUUACUAAUGAAAUUGCAGAUGACAAGGUUUUUGUCCAAGGACACGACAAGAUUGGUCGUCCCAUACUUGUUGUCUUCGGUGGAAAACAUUUUCAAAAGAAAGAUGGUCUAGAAGAAUUCAAACGGUUUGUAGUUUAUAUUCUUGAUAAACUAUGUGCAAGUAUGGCUGAUGGGCAAGAAAAGUUUGUUUGUAUAGUUGAACUCAAGGGAUGGGGUUACUCAAAUAGUGAUGUUCGUGCAUACAUUACCGGGCUCUCUAUUUUGCAGGAUUACUACCCUGAAAGAUUGGAGAAGUUGUUUAUUCUCCAUGCACCAUACAUUUUUAUGAAAGUGUGGAAAAUGAUUUAUCCAUUUAUUGACAACAAAACCAGGAAGAAGAUGGUAUUUGUGGAAAACAAAAAGGUGAAAUCAACACUUGAAGAAGAUAUAGACGAAAAUCAACUCCCUGAGAUUUAUGGUGGAAAAUUGCAAUUAGUCGCUAUUCAGGAUAUCUGAGUAAUUUAUUGGGUUGAAUAUGUUGUGUAAUGUAUAAAUAAAAAGAUGGGACUUCUAUUAGACUGAUUUAUUUCCAAAGUAAACAUUGGUGUGUAAUCAGUCAUGGAAUUCUUUGUAAUAUCAAUUGAUAUAUUAAUCUUAUAUAUGAUGAUGAGAAUAAAAUAGUCAAGUUGAUUACUAUUUGUGAUUAA
Molecule: messenger RNA, 1145 nt
Organism: Lathyrus oleraceus (garden pea)
Lineage: Eukaryota; Viridiplantae; Streptophyta; Magnoliopsida; Fabales; Fabaceae
Exons: 6
Coding region: 202-954 (250 amino acids)
Source: RefSeq, a predicted model, not a curated record